Sarcophilus harrisii (Tasmanian devil) is the source of this 7463-nucleotide messenger RNA. RefSeq names its product obscurin like cytoskeletal adaptor 1 (gene OBSL1). The transcript has 23 exons. Bases 646 to 6696 code for a protein of 2016 amino acids. Gene Ontology annotation, molecular function: protein binding. Lineage: Eukaryota; Metazoa; Chordata; Mammalia; Dasyuromorphia; Dasyuridae. The record is from RefSeq and is a predicted model, not a curated record.
UGCCCCAAUGUCCUAGUUGCCCCAGAGAGGCACCCCCUCCCCAAUUCUGCAGACUGCCCGAGGCCGUCCCCAAGUGUGGCAGGGCCGAGGUGGGGAGUGGGGCUGGAAGGCAGGCUCUCGGGCCCUAAAGGGGGCUUUCGGUCCCUCCCAGAGAACCAUUCAGUCCGUCAGAAAGCCUCACGGCCCCAGGCAGCUGUGGCCCCUCAGCCUGCAGCUGCUCCCCAGGCUUAUGGGGAAGAGUGAGGGGGCGGGGGUGGUCUCUGUGCUCUAUACUUAGCCCACAGGAGCCAGGCUAGUGUCUUAUCAUCCAGCUGUGUCAUCAGAGAUUAUUUUUGGGGCUGGCAGCUGCAGGCGUCUGUGACACUCAGGGCCCAAGCAGGGCCACUGGGGACUUAGGGCUGGAAGUGCCGGAGGGAGGGGCCCAGGUUGUGGGGAGGGGGCUGUGGGAAGACGUCAGUGCAGCCGAGGACAAGGCAGUGAGUAGGGACCGCCGGGCCUUGUCUGGACAAGCCGGUGGGCCCACAGAACUGGUCUCUGUCCCGGCUUCAGAGAGAGUGAGAGGCCCCAAAAUAGCCUCCCCUGAGAGUCACCUCCGGCUAGAAUUAGCGGCCCCUCUCGCACCGCAGGGGCAGCUGAGCCGCGGCCAUGGAAGGGAGAGGCGUUCUCGGGGGCGCCCCCCGCUUCCUGCGCUUCCCAAGGCCGGUCCGGGUGGUGAGGGGCACCGACGCCACCCUGAGGUGCUGCCUCACGGGCUCACCCCCGCCCACCGUCCUGUGGGAGAAGGACGGGCAGCAGCUGGAGGCGUCGGGCCGCUUCUGCUUUCAGACGUUGGGGGAUGAGCACAGCCUUGUGGUAAGGGGGGCGGGGGCCCCAGACGCCGGCGUCUAUGUGUGCCGGGCCCAGAACCCCUGCGGAGAGGCCUACGCCGCGGCAGCCCUCGCGGUGCAGGAGCCCCCGGAGGGGCCCCCCGGCCCAGCCCAGGAGAACCCCCCCACCUCGGCCCGGCCGCAGAGUCCUCCGGACACGGCUUCCACCUCCCCGCCCCCCGCCCCAGCCCAGGCCCGCCCCCUUUCACGGGGGUCCCCGGGCCCGCUCCCUGAGCUGCGGGAAGGGGCCCCCGUGUUCUUGGAAGGGCCGCGGUCGCAGUGGGUGCAGCAGGGCGAGGAGGUCACCCUCACCUGCCAAGUAGGGGGGCGGCCAGAACCGGCCGUGCUCUGGGAGAAGGACGGCCGGCUCCUGGAGGACGUCUGGGAGAGCGCGCAUUUCUGUCUGACCAAGGGCCCCAACGGGGGCCACGAGCUGCGCAUCAGGGGCGUCCGGCUGCCGGACGCGGGCGUCUACGUGUGCCAUGCCAGCAACCCGCAGGGCCGCGCGCUGGCCGCUGCGCUGCUCCAGGUCCGGCCCUCCGCAGCCGAGAGCCCCCCGAGCUCCCCCCGCCAGGGCCGCAGGCGGCCCGCGGGGCCCGAGGCGCCCGCCCCCAAGAGCUUCUGGGUGAGCGAGGGCAAACACGCCAAGUUCCGCUGCUACGUGACCGGGAAGCCGGAGCCCGAGACCGAGUGGCACUGGGAGGGCCGGCCUCUGAGCGCCGGGCGCCGGCGCCUGCUCUACCGGGACCGCGACGGCGGCUUCGUGCUGAAGGUGCUCUACUGCCAGCCGGCCGACUGCGGCCUCUACGUCUGUGCGGCCCGCAACAGCGCCGGACACACGCUCAGCGCGGUCCAGCUGCACGUCCGAGAGCCCCGAGUGCGCUUUGCAGUGCCCCUGGAGGAUGUGGAGGGCGAGGAGCGCGGGGACGCUGUGCUUGAGUGCCAGGUGCCCUCCCGGGGCAUUGCCACCACCUGGUACCGCGAAGACCAGCGCCUGCUGCCGGGCCCCAAGUACGAGAUGGGGGAGGCCGGGGUCGUGCGGCGCCUCAUCAUCCGUGACCUGGAGGCCGACGACGACGGCAUCUACCUGUGUGAGAUGCGGGGCCGCGUGCGCACGGUGGCCGCCGUAGCUGUCCGAGGGCCCAUCACCAGGCGGCUCCCGAGGAAGCUGGACGUGCUGGAGGGAGAGAACGCGGUGCUGUCGGUGGAGGUGCGAGAAAGCGAGGCCGUCGGGCACUGGGCUCGGGACGGCCAGGACCUGCCGGCCUCGCCCCGAAUCGUCCAAGCCAGCUCCGGCCGCACACACAGCCUGGUGCUGGUGGGGGUGACCCGCCAGGACGCCGGCGUGGUCACCUUCAGCCUGGGCUCCUCUCGCACCUCCUCCAGGCUGAGGGUCAAAUGUGUGAAACAAGUGCCCCCCGGGCCCCCAGUGGCAGUCGAGCUGGGCACAGGGUGCAGCAACACAGCCCUGCUCAGCUGGAAACCCCCCGUGCCGGCCCCUGACACGGCCAUCACCUACCGGCUGGAACGGCAAGAGGUGGGCACGGAUGCCUGGGUACAGUGCCUCACCACAGAGGCGGCCGGGGCCGUGGAGGUGCCAGGAGACAGCGUGCCCAGCGAGGGCGACUACCGCUUCCGGCUGGCGGUGGUCAGUGAGCAUGGCCAGAGCACCCACGUCCUGUUUCCAGGCUCGGUGCAUCUGGUGCCCACAGCUCGGGUGCUAAGAGGCCUGCAGGAUGUACGUGUCCAAGAAGGGGACGACGCCGCCUUCUCCCUGGAACUCUCCACCUCGGUGCGAGGCACCUGGUUCCUGAACGGGGCAGAGCUCCAGGCUGGGGCACCGGACAGCGAGCGCAGGGAGGAAGCCCAGGGGUACCGGGUGCAACAGGAAGGCCCCAAGCACCGGCUACUCCUUCGGGCCCGGAGGCUCCAGGACAGCGGGGCCCUCAUCACCUUCCUGUGCCCCGGAGUACACGUCUCCGCCACGCUUCACGUGCAAGAGCCCUCUGUGAGGAUUGUGCACCCUCAAGAAAAGGUUUCCGUCGAGGCCAUGAGCCCAGAACAGGUAGUGCUCACCUGUGAGUUGUCCCAGGCCGGAGCACCUGUGCAUUGGUACAAAGAUGGAGUGGAGGUAGAAGAGAACAACGCCUUAGUGCUGAAGAAUGAGGGAUUCCAGUGCCACCUUGUGAUCCCUGCUGCCCAGCCCCAGCUCGGGGGCGAGUUUGUGUGCAAAGCAGGGGACGACUUGGCUUUCUUUAUGGUCACCAUCAAAGAGCCCCCCGUGAGGAUCAUCUUCCCUCAGGACACUGUGUCCGUGGCUGCUGAGAGCUCAGAACGGGUGGUGCUGAGGUGCGAGCUAUCCCGGGCUGGAGUCCCCGUGCACUGGUACAAGGACGGAGUGGUGGCAAAGGAGAGCGAAAACCUUGUACUGAAGAAUGAGGGCCCCCACUGCCACCUGAUCCUGCCUGCAGCCCAGCCCCAGGACGGGGGCAAGUUUGUGUGCAAGGCAGGCGAUGACCUGGCUGUCUUCGAUGUCACCGUCACAGAGCCCCCGGUACGGAUCACGCAACCCCAAGAUGAGGUGUUCCUGACUGCUGUGACCUCAGAGAGAGUAGUCCUGACAUGUCAAGUGUCCCGGGCCGGAGCCUUGGUGGGCUGGUACAAGGAUGGGAUGGAAGUGGAAGAGAGCAAAGAUUUGGUGCUGGAGAGUGAGGGACUCCAACACCGGCUCAUACUGCCUUGCGUGAGGCUCCAGGAUGGGGGCGAGUUUGUUUGCAGCACCAGGGAUGACUCUGCCUUCUUCACUGUAACUGUAACAGACCCUCCCGUGAGGAUUCUAUCCCCCCAGGACACUGUGGCCAUAGCCGCCCUGAGCUCAGAGCCAGUGGUCCUGAAAUGUGAGCUGUCCCAGGCCGGAGUCCCUGUGCGCUGGUAUAAGGAUGGGCUGGAGGUGGAGGAGAGUAAGACUUUGGUCCUGGAGAGUGAGGGGCACCAUCAACGCUUGGUACUGCCUGCAGCUCAGCCCCAGGAUGGAGGAGAGUUUGUGUGCAAGGCUGGAGAAGACUCAGCCUUCUUCAACGUCACCGUCACAGAGCCUCCAGUGAGAAUACUAUUCCCCCAGGACGAGGUGUCUGUGGCCGCUGUGAGUUCAGAGCGAGUGGUCCUCAUGUGUGAGCUUUCCCGGGCCGGAGCCCCUGUGCGCUGGUACAAGGAUGGGCUGGAGGUAGAGGAGACUGAGGGCCUGGUCCUGGAGAGUGAGGGGUCCCACCACCGCCUGGUCCUGCCUGCAGCCCAGCCCCGGGAUGGAGGCGAGUUUGUGUGUGAUGCAGGGGAUGACUCGGCCUUCUUCGUCGUCACUGUCACAGUACCCCCGGAAAGGAUAGUGCGCCCGGCAGCCCGCUUCCUCCAGCUGCACUUCAGGUCCCCGGGGCGAGUGGAGCUUCGCUGUGAGGUGGCCCCCGUGGGGGCCCGCGUGUGUUGGUACAAGGAUGGGCUCGAGGUGGAGGGAUCAGAAGAUUUGAAACUGGGGGCCGAGGGGCCGGUCCGGACGCUGACCUUGCCCCACGCCAAGCCCCAGGACGCUGGAGAGUACGUCUGUGAGACCCGGGAUGAAGCCGUCACCUUUGACGUCCGCUUAGCGGAGUCGCCGGUGCAAUUCCUCCUCCCCGAGGGGGCUCCCUCUCCGCUGUCUGUGUCCCCCGGGGAGCAUUUGGUCCUAAGCUGCGAGCUGUCCCGGGCGAGCGCCCCAGUGUUCUGGAGCCUGAAUGGGAAUCCGGUCCUGGAGGACGGGAACCUGGAGCUUCGGUCCGAGGGGCCCCGGCGCCUGCUGCUCAUCCAGGCCGCCCACCCCUCUCAUGCCGGGAACUACAUGUGCCGGGCUGGGUCCGACCCUGCAGCCCCCACCCUCACUUUCCCUGUCCAGGUGACUGAGCCUCCUGUGAGAGUGUUGACGCCUGAGGCGUCCCGGACUGGGGUUCGAUGCGCCCCGGGCAGGGACCUGGAGCUGGCAGUGUGUCUUUCGGGGCCUGGGGGGGCCGUACGCUGGUACAAAGACGGGGAGCGGCUGGCCAGCCGGGGGCGGGUGCGGCUGGAGGAGGCCGGGGCACGGCGGGUGCUUCGGGUGCGGGGGGCACGGAGCGGGGAUGCCGGCGAGUACCUCUGUGAUGCCCCCCAGGACAGUCGAAUCUUCCUCGUCAAUGUGGAAGAACCCCCCCAGGUGAAGCUAGUGUCAGAACUGACUCCACUGACUAUCCAAGAGGGGGAUGAUGCUACAUUCCGCUGUGAGAUUUCCCCACCAGAUGCUGAGCUCACCUGGCUGCUAAAUGGGACCUCAAUUACCCCUGACAGCCGGGUAGAAAUCAACCAGAAUGGGCCCAACCACAUCCUGACCCUGCGCUGCUGCCGGAUCAGUGACUCUGGCAUGGUGACAGCCCAGACCAAGGAUGUCGAGAGCACAGCCCGGCUCCAUGUCAGAGAGGCUGAGCUGCUCUUUUUGCGGAGGCUACAGGACAUUCGAACUGAAGAGGGCCAGGAGCUGUGUAUGGAGGUGGAGACCAGCCGAGUUGGUGGGAAAGGAGUCGUGAGCUGGUUUCGAGGGGGACAGCCUCUUCCCGAAGAUGAUAGGUUCUUUGUGGUCCAGGAUGGUCGAGUGCAUCGUCUGAUCAUCCGCAAAGUCAUGGUGAGUGACCAAGGCAUCUACAGCUGCAAGAGCCAUCAUGACCGUACCCAGGCUCGGCUGCUUGUGAGGCCUGAGCAGCUGAAGGUGCGCCAUGGCCUUGAGGAUGUGGUGGUCACUGAAGGGGGAAGGGCCACUUUCCAACUGGAGCUGUCCCAGUCUGGGGUGACUGGAGAGUGGGCCCGGGGAGGGGUGCGGCUGGAGCCUGGGCGCAACUGCCAGAUCAGUGCCCAGGGCCACCACCACUCCCUGGUGCUCAGUGGUCUCGGCCUGGCCGAUACCGGAACCGUGUCCUUCACCACCGACACGCUGCGCUGUGCAGCCCGGCUAGAAGUGAAAGAGAUACCAUUAGCCAUUGUGAAGGGGCUCCAGGACCUAGAAGUAAUGGAAGGUGACUCAGCCACAUUUGAGUGUGAGCUGUCCAGGACCCAAGCCGACCUCACAUGGGAUAAGGACGGCCAGGAGCUGUCACCCAGCCCUCGGCUCCGGAUCCAGGCUCUCGGCUCCCGCCGGCUCCUCCAGCUCCGGUGCUGCAGCACCGCCGAUGCGGGCACCUACAGCUGCUCGGUGGGGAACGCCCAAGCUACGACCGCCCGCCUCACCGUGCGGAAGAAGGAGGUGUCAGUGCUGCUCGAACUGAAGCCCGUUAAGGCCCGGGAGGGCGACGGCGCCACCUUCAAGUGUACCGUGUCCGAGCCCGGUAUCCCUGGUUGCUGGCAGCUGGGAGGCCGCAUCCUGCGCCCUGGGGGCCGUGUCCGAAUCCGACAGGAAGGGAACCUGCACUCCCUGCUGCUGAGUGAGUUGCAGGCUGAGGAUUCUGGGGAAAUCCAGUUUCAGGCUGGUCAAGCCAAGUCUUCCACCCACCUGGAAGUCGAGGCCCUGCCUCUCCAAAUCUGUCGGAAACCCCCUCGAGAGAAGACGGUUUUGGCCGGCCGUAGGGCAGCUUUAGAAGUGACAGUGUCCAGGGCAGGAGGUCACAUUCGGUGGCUGCUGGGUGGGGUCGAUUUGACGCCCGGGCCAAAGUAUGAGUUUCGAAGCCAUGGGGUCACCCACAGUCUGAUCAUCCACAACGUCCAGACCACUGAUGAGGGCACCUACUGCUGCCAGGCUGGAGAGGACAGCGCCAAUACGAACCUGCUAGUGGAGAGUAGCUAGAGCCAGACCCAGACACAGGAUGGAUGCCCAUGGACAGAUGGGAAGCCCAAACAGCCUAUGGGUCUGGGGAGCAUGGGGUGGGAGGCAGGGGGAAAUAAACCCAGCCCAGUCCUCCUACCUGUCCCUCAGUCUCUCUGUGGCAUUGGGUCACUGCUCUGACCAUUCACACAUGUUGACAGGGCCCACCACUUUCAAUGCUCAACCUUCCCCCGCCCACCGGCUACUGGGAAACCACUCCUGGUUCAGGCCUUGCAAUUUGGCACAUUUAUAAAAGAUGUAAAAUGAGAGGCAGAGGAGGAGAAGGAGGAGGAGGAGACAAAAGCACGAGGUGUCUGGAGUGGAACAAAUACCAGACAUGCACCGUGCACAAGCUCCCAAAACCCACCCACCCAAUCUCUCCACCCCUAUACCCUCCCUCCACUCCACCCCAAACAAUUCCAGAGAGCCCUGCCCACCUUCCACCAAACACCACUGGAACCGGCAUCUAGCAGAAGAUGAGGAGGGUUGGGGGACACAAGGGCAAAGGGCAUUGCAGCCCUGCCCCAGACAAAAGGGAUGCAGCCUGAAUGGAGAGCCUGUGCAGAAAGCAGCCCCAGCCCAUAGGUUGGGAUGAGGUGACAGGGUGGGCCUUUCCCACCAACAUGGGCAUGCAGGGGGAUGGCCCUUAGGACCAAGUUGAGAGAGAGAGAGAGAGAGAGAGAGAGAGAGAGAGAGAGAGGCUAAGUAUUCCCCCCAGAAGGAAGUCCUCCCCACCAGAAAUCUAAGGC